Hevea brasiliensis (rubber tree) is the source of this 1317-nucleotide messenger RNA. Its product is annotated as transcription initiation factor TFIID subunit 14b. The record is from RefSeq and is a predicted model, not a curated record. Lineage: Eukaryota; Viridiplantae; Streptophyta; Magnoliopsida; Malpighiales; Euphorbiaceae. The transcript has 6 exons. Gene Ontology annotation, biological process: regulation of DNA-templated transcription. The coding region runs from base 221 to 1069 and encodes 282 amino acids.
UUUUAAAAAAAAAAAAGGAAUCCACUGAUCAAUUUUGCGAACUUCUCAUAAUAUAUAGUUAUUUACCCAAAUGAAUUUUAACCAUUUUGGUCUUGGAGAUUCAUAUGUUUUGGAAGCCCUAUUUUGGUAGAAGCCUGAUUCAGUGAUUACUCUCCUGCAAUUUUCCAAGCAGCAAACUCUAAAAUCGAACACUGUCCAGUUACUAUUGAGGAACGAGUGGAUGCUUAACGCAGCCUUAUUAUCCGCGAGACCAACACCGGGCGACUUCCUUCCGGAAGAUGAUGGCUCUGCCGCGAAGCCUCAGCGCGUCAAAAUUGCCAAGGCUACUGAAGAUAGCGAUAAGAAGGUCGCGAGCAGGAGAAUUAAAGAUGUGGAAAUAAGUGUUCCUGUGGUGCAUGGAACAAUUGCAUUUUACCUUGGUCGAAAGGCCAGUGAGUCUCAAUCACAUAAGUGGACAGUCUAUGUACGUGGGGCAACAAAUGAAGACCUGGGAGUGGUGAUAAAGCGCGUUGUAUUCCAAUUGCAUCCCAGUUUCAAUAACCCUACAAGAGUGGUAGAAUCACCACCUUUUGAGUUGUCGGAAUGUGGCUGGGGUGAAUUCGAAAUUGUCAUCACUCUUGUCUUCCACAGUGAUGUCUGUGAUAAGCAGUUGGACUUGUAUCACCAUUUGAAGUUGUACCCUGAAGAUGAAACUGGUCCUCAGUCAACCAAGAAGCCUGUUGUUGUGGAAUCCUACAAUGAGAUUGUCUUUCCUGAUCCUUCUGAAAAUUUUUUGGCUCGUGUGCAGAAUCAUCCUGCUAUAAUUGUACCUCGGCUGCCUGCUGGGUUUACCUUGCCUACUCCAGCUCUUGUUGAAAGUAUGUGUGGCAAGGGGAGAGGAGAUACCAAAGAUCAUCCACUAAGUCACUGGUUUUUGAAUUUUUCAGAAGCAGAUGAGCUUUUGAAACUUGCUGCAGCUCGUCAGCAGGUGCAAGCUCAUAUUGUUAAGCUGAGAAGACAAUUGAAUGUGAUAGAUGGGCUACCUCAAGGUCCUCAACUGUCUUUAAUGGCCUCUGCUUAUGAUUUAUGAAUGUACAUGAUCAAGCUGGAUUAUUUUGGAACUUCUUUUUCUAAUUUAAAUCAUGGAAGACAAUUGCCCUUGGUAAUGAGAUGUGAAGCUUGUGGAAUAGCCCACAUCUAUGGACUUUCUUUGCAGUGUUUGUUUUAGUUUUGCUAAGUUCUACUUCUGUAAAGGGCUAAGUAUUAUAUUAGCAAAGAAAUUUGUCAGAAGUUGUAUGACAUGUUCAUCUGUCUCUUAAAGAGUUUGCUUGAGUAGAA